This is a messenger RNA of Neltuma alba, 974 nucleotides long. RefSeq lists its product as uncharacterized. The coding region runs from base 8 to 904 and encodes 298 amino acids. Lineage: Eukaryota; Viridiplantae; Streptophyta; Magnoliopsida; Fabales; Fabaceae. The transcript has 6 exons. The record is from RefSeq and is a predicted model, not a curated record. Gene Ontology annotation, molecular function: protein binding.
CAGGCCCAUGAAAGGAAGAAAAGUUCCGCCUUGUCACUGCUUAUUCAAAAUCGAGUCCUUUUCGUUGCUUUCAAAGGCUUCGUUAGAGAAUUACACCUCGGAAGAAUUCGAAGCAGGGGGCUACCAAUGGACUCUAUCCAUAUAUCCAACUGGUAACAAGAAAAAAGACGGGGAAGAUCAUAUCUCCGUAUAUUUGAAUCUGGUUGUUUCAAGCUCAAGCUCAUUUCCUGCUGGUUGGGAGGUCAAUGCUAUUGUAAAUUUGUUUGUAUAUGAUUUUCUUCGCGAAGAGUAUUUUUCUUAUGAAGACGCAGGCACAAAGCGUUUUCAUAAGCUGCAAACUCAAUGGGGCAUUCCAAAGUUCAUCGACCUCGACUUGUUCGAGCACCCUUCAAAUGGAUUUUUGAUUGGGGAUGCCUGCGUUUUGGGAGCCGAAAUCUUUGUGAUCAAGCCUCCUUCCAAGCAAGAAUGCCUGUCAAUUAUAGAAGAACCUCCUCUUCUUUCUUAUAGGUGGAGAUUCGACAAUUUUUCAAGAGCUAGUCUGGAAAAGUACGAGUCUGCACUUUUCUUUGCUGGGGACUACAAAUGGAAACUCGUUGUCUACCCUAAUGGGAUAUAUGAGGGAAAAGGCAAUAGUGUCUCACUGUUUCUGACCAUAGACACCCCGUCAAUUCCACCCAACACUAAAAUAUAUGUGCACUGCAAUUUGCGUGUCAAGGAUCAGAUCAAGGGGCGCCAUGUCGAAACAAAAUUCUACAGGCACUUCUCCAGCUCGGAUCAUACAUGGGGAUCAAGAACGCUGUUGCCAUUGGCUGGCCUGAAGGACCCUGCUGAAGGCUUUUUAUAUGGAAAUAGCUGCAUCAUGGAAGCGGAGUUUAAAGUCCUGGGCUUACUGAAAGCCCUGUGAUCAGCUCAUGAUAUAUGAUUAAAGAAUUCAUUGUAACCGUGUGAAAUAUAUAUUUGUAUAUUGGUAUUCG